Molecule: messenger RNA, 1299 nt
Organism: Plasmodium adleri (nom. inval.)
Lineage: Eukaryota; Apicomplexa; Aconoidasida; Haemosporida; Plasmodiidae
Product: plasmepsin VI
Exons: 15
Coding region: 1-1299 (432 amino acids)
Biological process (GO): proteolysis
Molecular function (GO): aspartic-type endopeptidase activity
Source: RefSeq, a predicted model, not a curated record
AUGCCUUAUUUCUCCAUAUUCUUAAACAUUUUCAUUUUUUGUGUUUUUGUUUAUAUAUGUCCUAUUCAUACAUUAAAUAUUUUAAAAAAUGAAGAAAAUGAAAAGGGAUCGUUAAAUGUCCCUGUAAGGAAAGAAAACAAUUUUUUUUUUCACGAGAUAAAAUUAGAAAAUAGAUUUAAAAAUAAUAUGAAAGGAUAUAUACAAAAUGUUCAGAAUUUUCAUUAUCUUAUGGAAAAAAAUAAACCAAAUGUAUUAUCAUAUAUCCAAGAAGAUUUAUUAAAUUUUCAUAAUAGUCAGUUCAUUGCAGAUAUAGGGGUAGGUAAUCCACCUCAAGUAUUUAAGGUCGUUUUUGAUACAGGCUCGAGUAAUCUGGCAAUUCCAUCAACGAAAUGUAUCAAGGGAGGUUGUGUUUCCCAUAAAAAAUUUAAUCCUAACAAAUCAAGGACAUUCAUCAAAAGUUUAAAAAACAACAAAGAAUCGGUUUACACAUACAUUCAAUAUGGCACAGGAACAAGCAUCCUUGAACAAACAUAUGAUGACGUCUAUUUAAAGGGGUUAAAAAUUAAACAUCAAUGUAUAGGAUUAGCCAUAGAAGAAUCGCUACAUCCCUUUUCGGAUUUACCUUUUGAUGGAAUUGUUGGACUAGGAUUCUCCGAUCCUGAUUUUAAAUCUCAAAAUAAAUAUGCCUCCCCAUUAAUUGAAACCAUCAAAAAACAAAAUCUUUUGAAGAGAAAUAUUUUUUCCUUUUACGUUCCAAAAAAAUUAGAAAAGUCAGGUGCAAUUACCUUUGGAAAGGCGAAUAAGAAAUAUUCAGUGGAAGGAAAAUCAAUUGAAUGGUUUCCUGUUAUAUCUUUAUAUUAUUGGGAAAUAAAUCUUCUAGACAUACAAUUAUCUCACAAAAAUUUAAUUCUUUGCGAAAAUAAAAAAUGUAGAGCUGCAAUUGAUACAGGAUCUAGUUUAAUAACUGGACCUUCUACAUUCAUUCAACCGUUGUUAGAAAAGAUCAAUUUAGAAAAGGACUGUUCAAAUAAGGAAAAUCUGCCUACUAUUUCAUUUAUUUUAAAAAAUGUUGAAGGGAAGAAGAUUACCCUUGAUUUUAAGCCGGAAGAUUAUAUAAUAGAAGAAGAGUACACUGAGGAUAAUACAAUAGAAUGCGUCAUAGGAAUAAUGCCUCUCGACGUUCCACCGCCCCGAGGCCCACUUUUCAUUUUUGGUAAUUCUUUUAUAAGAAAAUAUUACACCAUUUUUGAUAAUGAUCAUAAACUCAUAGGUCUAAUUGAAGCUAAUCAUAACUUUUAA